Molecule: messenger RNA, 1215 nt
Organism: Tricharina praecox
Lineage: Eukaryota; Fungi; Ascomycota; Pezizomycetes; Pezizales; Pyronemataceae
Exons: 1
Coding region: 46-1086 (346 amino acids)
Biological process (GO): snoRNA splicing
Cellular component (GO): U2-type spliceosomal complex
Molecular function (GO): metal ion binding
Source: RefSeq, a predicted model, not a curated record
CUCCAGCUCCGUCUUCAGCGCACACCUCACCAGCUCAAUUUCACAAUGCCAUCCACACCCACGACGAUCGAGCUGCCGCCCGCAGACGCACCCAAGCCCGUCGUCUUCUUCCGGCGCAACGCCAAAGGCAAAUCCUCACUGCGCAAGCGAGCCGCCACGCCCCCGCCAGCAUCAGAUUCCGACGGCGGCAGCGACUACGACAGCUCCUCGGAAGGAGGAGGCGAUGGUGGUCCGCGGAAGAUCAAAAAGCGGCGGCGGAACAUGGGUACUGUGGUCGCCGCAACGAGCGAUGUGAGGGGCGCGGGAGCGGCGGAUGCAGGCACUGCGAAGUACGCGGCUACCUCAAGGGAUAUCGUACAGACGAACGACGCGACGAAACAGAGCAAUUGGUACGAUGAGGAGGAGGCGGGGUUGCUCGGUCGCCGGAAGAAACCUGCUGCUGCUGCCGCUGCCACUACAGACGAUGCCGCCGGUCCCCCGGCAGACGACGGCACUUACACCGGCAACAAGGGCUACGGCAGCUUCAUCAAGAAGUCGGCGGACGCGGCGUCGCGCAAGCCCGUGGGGCCCGUCAAGGCGCCGACAAAUAUCCGCACGAUAACGGUGACCGACUACGCGCCCGACGUGUGCAAGGACUACAAGCUCACGGGGUUCUGCGGGUUCGGGGAUACGUGCAAGUUCCUGCACGCGCGUGAGGACUAUGCAGCGGGGUGGAAGCUGGACCGCGAGUGGGAGAUCAAGCAGAAGGGGGGGAAGAUGCCGGUGCUCCAGGGGAAGAAGAUGGGCACUGGUGAGUGGAAGCCCGCGGAUGAGAAGGAGGAGGAGGAGAUCCCGUUCAAGUGCGUCAUCUGCAAGGGAGACUAUAAGAGCCCGAUUCAGACUAAGUGUGGUCAUUACUUCUGCGAAAACUGUGCUAUCGACCGCUAUCGGAGGAAGAACCCAAGCUGCGCCAUCUGUGGGAAGCGCACGGAUGGUGUUUUCAAUGGCGCCAAAGGGUUACAGAAGAAGUUGGAUAUUGCGAAGGAGAGGGCCGAGGAGGAGGAGCGGAAAAAGAAGGAAGAGGAGGAAGAGGCAGCGAAGAAAUGAGCGUGUAUAAUGACGAUUUGUAUGGUGUACGAUAAUAGGUGUUUUUGUUCGCUUUUUGGCAUAUAAAUGAUUCACGAAUGAACCAAAGUCCUCACGUUUUACCAAGAGGGCGCGGGCUUGUGAGGAAUG